This is a messenger RNA of Salmo salar (Atlantic salmon), 1701 nucleotides long. RefSeq names its product cytosolic 5'-nucleotidase 3. Gene Ontology annotation, molecular function: 5'-nucleotidase activity; magnesium ion binding. Lineage: Eukaryota; Metazoa; Chordata; Actinopteri; Salmoniformes; Salmonidae. Gene Ontology annotation, cellular component: cytoplasm. The record is from RefSeq and is a predicted model, not a curated record.
ACGAAUGACUGGUAUCUAGCUAGCUAUCAAACGUAACGUUAACGUUAGUUGUUACAAACUAAGUUAGUUGCCUAAUUUCUCAGAGCAGAAUGGCUAUGCCUGUUGUUAGCUAUGUGACAGUGACAUAACAUUACAAUCCCAAAAAGGAAAAUGCUUAUUAAGUAUGUGAUUGGGGUGUUAGUUUACACUAGUGUAAGAUUCCAUUAAUUCAAGUCCUAACUGUGACAACAGCUGCAAAUGAGGGACGACAUGCAAUACAUAUGUGAAGAGAUCCCAGAGCUGUCCAGUCCCUCAGUGUGUAUGAGGGACCCUCCCAGGGUGGAGGAGAUCAUCAAGACCAUGCAGAAGGCUGGCACCAGCACAAUUCAGGUGAUUUCAGACUUUGACAUGACCCUCACACGGUUUGCCUACAAUGGGAAGCGGUGCCCUACCAGUCACAAUAUCCUGGACAACAGCAAGCUCAUCAGUGAGGAGUGCAAAGCUCAGCUGAAGGACCUGCUCAACACGUAUUACCCCAUAGAGAUAGAUUCCAAACGGACAGCGGAGGAGAAGCUGCCCCUCAUGGUGGAGUGGUGGACUAAAGCCCAUACUCUUCUGGUGCAGCAGCGCAUCAGGAAAGACAUGCUGCAGGAUGUGGUGAAGGAGUCCGAUGCUAUGCUCAGGGAGGGCUACCAGCUGUUCUUUGACCACCUGCAGGAGCACAGCAUCCCUCUGCUCAUCUUCUCUGCUGGGGUAGGAGACGUGCUGGAGGAGGUGAUCCGCCAGGCCGGGGUCUUUCACCCCAACGUCAAGGUCUUCUCCAACUACAUGGACUUUGAUGAGACUGGAGUGCUGAAGGCGUUCAAAGGGGAGCUGAUCCACAUCUAUAACAAGAGGGAGGGAGCUCUGCUGAACACGGGCCACUUCCAGGAGCUCAAGUCACGCCACAACGUCCUGCUGGUGGGAGACUCUCUGGGGGACCUGACCAUGGCUGAUGGGGUGCACAGCAUGGAGAACAUCCUCAAGAUCGGCUUCCUCAACGACAAGGUGGAGGAGAGGAAGACGUCCUACCUGAAUGCUUAUGACAUCGUGCUGGUGAAGGAUGAGACCAUGGAAGUGCUGAACGCCUUGCUGCUCCACCUCACCAGCACCAAGUGAACUGACCAUGAACUUCAUCUCACUGGCCAAUCACUAACGAGCGUUCCGACGCUACAGGAAGUAUGUCGUUCUGGUUUAGCAAGCUCUUGCUCAGGAAGUGCCAUGAGCCAAGUCAGAAUGGUAUUGUUUUUGGUUUGUCUUUUACUAAUGCUCCAAUGGCUGUUUGUGUGGGCCGCUGGGAUGGAUCUCAGACGGUGUUUUGGAGCCGUCCUUCCACGCUCCUCCAGUUGAGUCAUUGUUGAACACUUACAACUUGAGAGCAACAUCCUUUAUAGUCCUAAAAUUUGAUUUGAUUUACUCCACAACCCUACUGUCACAUUCUCAAUUGUUUACGAACCGUCAAUAGUCCAACUGAAAAGGGACAGGAAAACGAGGUGACUUCCCCAUCUGGUAAAUGUGUAUUGGGUUCGUGGGGAGAGAAACGUUACCGGUGAUAUGUAUGCCCUGUCUACAUAUGAGGAAUAUACAGUACCAGUCAAAAGUUUGGACCUACACAUUCAAGGGUUUUUCUUUAUUUUUACUAUUUUCUAGAUUUUAGAAUAAUAGUGAAGACAUCAAAACUAU